UUUGGGAUUCAAAUCAGUUAUGACUGAGACGUGAUUUGCGGUGGUAAUACAAAAACUAUUUUGGCGGUUAAUAAAAAUAAACUUAAUUUCGAUUUGUAACGGUACUUUUUUGGAGUGAAAAAGAUCAAUCGGGGAAAAUACUUUAACACAAUGUGCAAUACAUCUUUACAUCAAAGGAAUUUUAAUAAUCUAGUGGAACCGUUUUCAUUUUCAACAUUUCACUUUCUGAGGACCCGAAAUCGUUUAAUGCUGCCACCGAAUGCAGAGCCCUCUCCCUACUACAAUCUACUCAAGGAGGGGCAACCAUUAAAUCCCCAAUUGGAUACAAUUCUACAUCACAAUUACGAAACUGCAAAGACUCCACCCACAUCACCAAUAUUGGAUGUUAUCGAUAACUCAACAUUGGAACAUAUACCUGCCGAAUUGGAAAAUUCCAUUGCCGCCUGCUUGACACAAAACGAGAGCAGUUCUGAAAAAUCACUGAACAUAACUAAACCUCCAGACGCGCACAAAGAUAAUGCAAACCUAUUACAAACCACUAGCACCACCAUGCCCGGUGGUCUUGCCUUACCAAAUCUCAAUCUGCUACCAUUGCCCGGAUCCUCAGGAGGUCUACAGACCACAUUGCCCGCUUUUGAAUACCUAACACCGGCGGCACGUAAUCUCAGCCCUGUUGAUUUCCCGCUCAUGGAACUGAAUCGUGUUGGUGGUGGUGGUGCCGGAAUAUUUCCCUCAUUUCUACAUCGACGACCGCGCGGUGAAAAACGUCCCAUUCCCGAAGAACAAAAAGAUGAUAAAUAUUAUGAGCGACGAAAGCGCAAUAAUGAAGCGGCAAAAAAAUCUCGAGAUGCUCGGAAAAUUCGUGAAGAUCGUAUUGCUUUUCGGGCGGCUUUUCUAGAGCAAGAAAAUUCUUUGCUGAGGGCACAAGUUCUAGCCAUGCGUGAUGAGCUGCAGACAAUGCGUCAAAUACUGAGUCGUAAUAAUCUCAAUCAGACAACGCUGGCUGCCGCCGCUGUAGCCAAUGCUUCAGCGAAUGGAGGUUUAUUGUAGUUCUUUGUGAGUUAUUUUAGUAGUUAAUAGUCAUUGUGCUGAAUCAUAGCUUUAUUUAUGCAAUUUGUUGAUUGUUUUGUAAAUAUUUUCUGAAAUAAAAGUAGUUUUCUUGAAAA
Musca domestica (house fly) is the source of this 1166-nucleotide messenger RNA. RefSeq lists its product as uncharacterized. Bases 151 to 1050 code for a protein of 299 amino acids. Gene Ontology annotation, cellular component: nucleus. Gene Ontology annotation, molecular function: RNA polymerase II cis-regulatory region sequence-specific DNA binding; DNA-binding transcription factor activity, RNA polymerase II-specific. Gene Ontology annotation, biological process: regulation of transcription by RNA polymerase II. The transcript is spliced from 2 exons. NCBI's taxonomy places the organism in Eukaryota, Metazoa, Arthropoda, Insecta, Diptera, Muscidae. The record is from RefSeq and is a predicted model, not a curated record.